AUGAGAAAAAUAUUAUUGGUAUUCAAUACUUUAAAAACAUCUUGGCCGCCGGAUCUUCGUAAAUUGUUUGUCUUUGUUCGCGACUCUCAUCCAAUUCCAACUAGAUCGUCUAUUACAGACUUAAAAGUUCCAUCAGUUAAGACCACGCAAGCAAAAUCCAAAAUUUCCUUCAGUGGUGCAAGUUUAUUUAAUUCUUUACCUUCCGAAUUAAAAGAUAUUGAAAAUCAUUCAAUUUAUUCCUAUAAAAAGAAGCUCAAAACCUACUUUAUUCAAUUGAAUUAUGAAGUAGAUCACGUUAAUAAAUUCAGCUGCAUCGAUUGUAAGCAUAUUACUCAUUUUCAAUGUUACUCUCAAUAGGAUUUUCUUUUUAUAUAUUACUAUUAGAUAUCGAGGGCCAUUGGGAAGAAUACUAUAUUAAGUAAUCAAUGUAAUCCCUCAUUAAAUAAAGUUUUAUUAUUAUUAUUAUUAUUAUUAUUAUUAUUAUUAAUGACGAAGUCGAAGGAGGUGAUGACGAAACGGUAAUGGACGAAGACCAAACUGUUGAAGAACUAGAUGAAGCAAAAACCUCCAAUUUCCGUGAGGAGAACAAGAACGACACAUACAGAAGGAGGAAGGAGCAGACAAAUAAACUGUACUUAACCGGAAAACGAACGCUUAUAAAACGCCUCAGUGCCAAGACAAAUGUAUCAGUUUCUAAUGAACCGACAUCUUCGAUAUGA
Messenger RNA from Paramuricea clavata, 719 nucleotides. The record is from the annotation of a GenBank genome assembly. Lineage: Eukaryota; Metazoa; Cnidaria; Anthozoa; Malacalcyonacea; Plexauridae.